AUGGCGCCCUAUGAUCCCUCCUGCAUGAACCCUGAUCAUCAUCAAGGUCAAACCCACACCGAAUUCUGGGACCCAUCUUACAUCUUUUCCCUCCAAGGAGCGACGUGUCAGCCCUUGGAGAGCACAUUACCACUACAACAUUACCAGGCCCAACAAGUACACCAUCUGCAACAGGCCUCUGUUGCCCAAAGCCCAACCACACAUACAACACAAUCCACCCCUUCUCUGUCCUUCGAUACAUCACCCGACCCUUCUUCCGACAUGGAGGGAAUGGAGUUGGAUUACGACAUUUUGAACAACCUAAGCUAUCUGGACAACUUUGAGUAUGACAGUUACAACGACUUUUCCCUGUUCUCGUCCGACGAAAGCUUCAUUAAACCACCUUUCACUGAUGCCGAUCUAUUUCCAGCACUCGACCUCCAAGCAUCGCCGAGUCAUUUGCACGCCCAUGUGAACUCAGGCGGCAUGAGUACAAACAUACGAAACCGUUUAAAUGCCCGCACUGCAGCCGCCCUUUCGCUGAGAAGCGACGGUGCAUUCAGCAUGUUCAAGCAGUGCAUGGCCUGGCGACGGAUGAGGACAAGGUCAAGUGUCAUUUGUGCAAAUAUAGCCACGUCCGGCCGGACGCGGUCAAGAGGCAUCUAA
Messenger RNA from Fonsecaea nubica, 645 nucleotides. RefSeq lists its product as hypothetical. The record is from RefSeq and is a predicted model, not a curated record. Lineage: Eukaryota; Fungi; Ascomycota; Eurotiomycetes; Chaetothyriales; Herpotrichiellaceae. Bases 1 to 645 code for a protein of 214 amino acids. The transcript has 2 exons.